AUGGAAAGCACUAGUGACAAAAUGCUGGACCCCAUGUAUAACAUUCAUUUAGAUGAAAGCGACCAGAGCUCCCUGAACACAGGCGAGGAUAGCUUUGAGAAAGGCUUUGAGAAAGACUUUGAAGAUAUCUUAAGUGAGACAUCUUGUGAAUUGAACCAUUUGAUCGGGGUGAAAGUCAAAUAAGAUUGAGGAUUCUGGCAGAGACCCGACCUUUGAGAUUUUGACCAAGUAUAAGAUGAAAACUAAAGGGAGAGAGCACCAGAAGAAGGUUGUAAGGAAGUAUAGUGAGUAUGAGUGGUUGCAAUAUCAGCUGCAGAAAUCCUUCCCUGGAACUUUAAUACCAGACCUUCCAACUCUAAAAUCAAUUACUCAGCAUGAAGCUGCUUGCUCUUUUAAGUCGACCUCUGACUUGCCAGAUCCAGCAGAUAUAACCUUCUUCACUAACAAUGAGAAGACAAUUCUUUCAUACACCAAAAGCAUAGUGAGUAACAAAAGAUAUACCAAUUUUGUGAAGCUAAAGGAAUUUUUGACAAAUAGCGAAAAGAUUAAAAAUAUUCCUAACAUGAAUAAUGAUGACCCUCUUGUUCACAGCAAAAUCUUCAAAUUCAUAAAAUCUCAAUCACGGUCGCUUCUAGAGUACUAUCUAGGCUCCUCUACAAUCCCUGACGGUAUGAAGGACAUUGAGAUGAAGGGAAAGAACGAAGAGCUUAAGAGCCCUAAUGACCUCUCUGUGCCAGAAAUAGAACAUCUGCUGAAAGCAGUUAAGGAUUACAUCACAUCUAAUAUCAAGAACAUUGAAAGCCUUUGAGAAGAUCUCAGAGAAGUCAUGGUCCUUAUCGUCAAAGAGAAGAGCUGUUAUAAAGCUAUAGAAGAAGCACUUGAAGAAAUCUCAGAGAAAGAGAAUGAUCCAGAGCUCAAAACUUUGUAUGGAAAAACAGGUGAAACCUUUAGUUUACUCAGAAAGAAUCAGAAUAAGCUGGCUGCUGAUACUAAUAUUUCAAAGAUAUCUGAUCCUAAGACGAACUUGCUAAAGUUUGCAGAUUUUAAAGCUCUCUCUAAGUCUUAUUAUCUGUUGAAUCAAUAUUUAAAAGUAGAUAGAGCAAUCGAUAGACUCCUUGACUUAGCUAUUGAUGUAGAAGACCUUAAAAAUAUGUUAGAAAAGUUCAAAAACGACUCUGAUAAGCUAGAGACUUACAAAUCAGAAUACAACCACUAUCUCAACCUCUUAAGAAUAAACUUCGAAAGCCUGAGAGAGGACUCGACUAAGAUGCAGGAAAAAGAAGAGGAGAAUUUGAAGAAAAUAAUCCAUUCUUAUCACGUUUUCCAGAAAGUUUACCUGACUAAUCAAGAGGAAGUGCUUAAAUAAUUAAGGCUGUAGCUAUAAUUUCAAUAA
This is a messenger RNA of Moneuplotes crassus, 1393 nucleotides long. Lineage: Eukaryota; Ciliophora; Spirotrichea; Euplotida; Euplotidae. The record is from the annotation of a GenBank genome assembly.